This is a messenger RNA of Dermatophagoides farinae (American house dust mite), 7075 nucleotides long. It is a transcript of the gene RhoGAPp190, whose product is annotated as Rho GTPase-activating protein 190. Gene Ontology annotation, cellular component: cytosol. Lineage: Eukaryota; Metazoa; Arthropoda; Arachnida; Sarcoptiformes; Pyroglyphidae. Gene Ontology annotation, molecular function: GTPase activator activity. The record is from RefSeq and is a predicted model, not a curated record. Gene Ontology annotation, biological process: regulation of cell size; Rho protein signal transduction; regulation of axonogenesis.
UUGAAAUGUCACGAAAAAAUGAUCAUCAUCAUCAUCAUCAUCAUCAUGAUCAUCGACGACCAUUCGAUACGAUCACUGGUGGACAUUAUGGUGGUGGUGGUGGUGGUGGACGUAUGUUUUGUAUAUCGGUUGUUGGAUUAUCUGGUACUGAAAAAGAAAAAGGCUGUCUCGGUGUUGGUAAAUCAUGUCUUUGUAAUCGAUUUAUACGGCCACAAGCUGAUGAAUAUAAUCGUGAUCAUAUAUCGAUAUUAUCACAGCCAGAUUUUAGUGGACCAAUUGUCAACAAUGAACAUUGGUUAUAUUGGGGUGAAACAAGAAAAUGCACCGAUGAAGGUUUUGAAUUAACAUUCAGUAUUGUAGAACAGACUGAAUUUGUUGAUGAUGCUUGUUUUCAGCCAUUUCGUUCGGGCAAAACAAUCGAAUUAUAUCAUAAACGUUGUGCAGCUACCAGAUUGAAUUCAGCGGAAAAAUUAAUGUACAUCUGUAAGAAUCAAUUAGGUAUUGAAAAAGAAUAUGAACAACAUUAUCUACCUGAUGGUAAAUUCAAUGUUGAUGGAUUUAUCUGUGUAUUUGAUGUCAGUCAAAUUCAAGGCCGUACCAUUGAAAGACAAAUCGAAUUGACGGCAUUAAUAUUGAAUUCAUUACUGAAAACAAAAAAACCAGUUGUAUUGGCAAACAAAAAUGAUGAAUAUUCUGAACGUUAUGUACGUGAAGCAGAAAAACUAGUCAAUCGACGUGAAUUCAAAGGAUUAAUACCACUAGUCGAAACAAGUGCUCAUGAUAAUGUUAAUGUUGAUAUGGCAUUCUGGGCCUGUGUACAACGUGAUUGGACCAAAGGUAAAACAAAAAUUCUUUCAUAUCAUGAAGCAUUCCAAAGACAACAGGAUCGCCUAGAAAUUGUCAAUGAUGCCUAUUUAACAUUAAUCAAAUCAAAUAUAACCGAUUAUCGUAUCCAUUGGAAUAAUACUUAUUCAAAUCUAUCGCAAAGUCAAGAUUUUAUUACUUAUUGUGAUCUAUUUGGACAGGAAAGUGCUCAACAAACAUUUAAAAGACAUGUUAAAAAAUUAAAAGAAGAAUAUGUUUGCCGUAAAAUUGACAUGUAUCUAAGACGUUUACCAAAAUUAUUUAGUGAAAUGUUACCAGAUCUAGAAAGUUUUGGUCAUGAUCGUAGCUGGUUAGCUGUACAACAAAUUCUUCAUCAACAUCCAUUGUUUGAUAAUAAUUUUGUGCUCAAUGAAAGUCUUUCAUGGCAAGAAAUGGAUGAUACAAAUGAAACACGUAUACCAUUUGAUUUAUUACAAACACCUGAAGCAGAAAAAUCAUAUCUAGAUCAUUUGGCAACAUUAUUGGCUGAAGACCAUUUACGUAGUCUUCGUUAUCAAUUUAGUGAAUUACUACGGGAAACAUCAGUGGUGCCUGGACAACCGCUCAGAGAAAUUCGUGAUCAAUUAAAAGGUCGUGAAUGUGUUGAAUCAUUACCAGAAUCAGAAUUGAAAUUAAUUUAUGAUGAAUAUCAAAAAAUACUACAACAAGAUGCUCGUGAUCAAUUGAAUGAAUUAUUUCUGGAAAGAGUAUCAUUAUUUUUACAAUUCUCUACCGGUAAAACAUUGACACAAGAAGAUUUGGCCGCUAUAUCACAUGAAUUAUCCAAAGAUGACCGAUGGCUAACAUUAGAUUUGAUUCCACAGGAUCGUCAACUAGCAUUAAUACGACAUCUUGGCUUUCUACAAUGGCCAAUUAAAGAACAUUGUUCAGCUGGACAAACUUGUGUGGAUUUAAAUAUCGAAGCUUAUCAUGCUUCAUUGGCCAAACGUAAUCCUCGGAAUUUAUUUUGGAAUCAUGAUUUAGAAAAAAUUCAAAUCAAAUUCAUUGUAUUUGGUUCAUCGACAUAUGCUGAUAAUUUAGCCACUGUGGUUAAAGCAAUGUGUCCUUCACUUGAACAAGAAAAUCCUCGAGUCCAUUAUGAAAUGGAAACAAUGCCAAGUAAUGAAUCAUCAAACAUUAUUACCAUUCGUCCAUUUGCCAAUCCAUUACAAUCGGAAGCUUAUCUUUGUGUAUAUUCUUCACGUGCAUCAUUAGAUUUUUUAUUUAAAACAUUAGAACAUUCAUUAUUAGCCGAUUUACAAUAUGGUAAUCUUCAUCCAACUGGUCUUCCUUUAGUACUAUUAUUAGCUUGUACUCCUGAUACAUCGGCCAAAGAACGAAACUAUCUACGUGAAGAAGGCGCUAAUCGUUCACAAUGUUUACAAUGUGCAUUUUUUGAUGUCACCAGUAAUGAACCACAUGCAAGAUUUAAAUCAGAUGAACUAUUACGAGCAUUAAUUUUCUUAAGUGAAUCAUUAAUACGGCGAGCUGAAAUGAGCCAUAUUUAUGGCGGCCCGAAUAAUUCAUUACUAUCAAAUCAUUCCAUUCCAGAAGGUGCCUUGAAUCCAGAGAUUCGAAUACUAAUAUCGUUAAUGUGUGGUGAUCCAUUAUCACCUGCUCGUUUUCUCGAAUCAUUAAUUCUUAUGGAUGGUUUAGCAAAUUUAAAUUUCUAUCCAGUAUCCGAUCAUUCAUUUGUUACUGACAUUGGUUUUCUAUUAUCCAUUGAUGAUGAAAAUAAUGAUAAUAAUAAUCUAUCAUUGAAUCAACAUGAAAUACCAAGUUGUUAUGUUGAAUUUGUUGUCUCCUCUUAUCAUAGUUCAUAUACGAUCAAAGAAGAAUUAUUUUAUGGAAAUAUUCUAGUCUAUUGGUCAAAACGACAAGCUUCAUUUGCAAAUAUGUCAGCAUUGGCUUCGAUCACAGCUUCAUUGAUGCCCAUACAUAUUCUAGCAUUAGUUGAAAAUGAACUUAGACCUAGCAAACUUUCACAUCAAUUAGUGGCCAAAGGAAAAGAAUUGGCCGAUCAAUUACAGGCACAUUUUCGAAUCUCAACACUUGGUUCCGAAAUGGCAAAAUGUAUCUCAUCAUUUCUUAAUUAUUGUCUACAAAAUAAACAUCUUAUUGAAAAGAAUCUUCAAAUUGCAAACACCGCCACUACAAAUGUUGUUGGAAUUGAAAAUCAAUUCGAUCCACAAUCGUCGGCUGAUGAUUGUUUUAUUGGCACGAAUCCUGGUGAUGCAAAUUUUGAAUCAAUAAUUCAACAACAGACACAUUUGAAUGAUCAUUGUGAAUCACCAUCGAAAUUAUUAGCUGAUAGUAUUUAUGAAAAAUUACCUGAAGAUCAACAAUUGUCUAAAAUUCAUCAGCCAUCAUCAUCAUCAUCAACGAAUAAACUACAUUCUAAUGAAUAUCCAUCAUCAUUUCUAGUCAGACAUCGUGGUCACAAACACAUACGAAACGAUAUUCACCCGAUGAUAUUUUAGACAUCAUCAUCAUCAAUAGUAGCAAUACAAGAACAAAUGGAACAUAUACCACAUUUUUUGAAUCCUCUUUUUAAUGCAAAUGAAACAACAACAACAACAACAGCAAUACCAACAACGACGACGACAACAACAACAACAACUGGUGAACAUUUAUUGAAACCAUCUGAAAUGAUACGACAACGUAAACAACAUAUGAACAACAAUCAUAAUUACUAUAAUUUACAAUCAUAUCCAAGUGCUGAUUCAUUAGAUCGAAUCUAUGCAUUAGAUUCACAUUAUCAACAUUCACAUUAUUAUUUUGGUGAUGGUGAUGGUAGUAAUGUUCAUCAUCAUCAUCAUCAUCAUGUUGAUAAUAAUAAUGAUGACAAUGACAUAAUAACAAAUACAACGACACAUUUGCCAGCUCAUUAUGUUUAUCGUCCUUCAGUUCAACGUAGUCAUAUGAUUGCUAGUGAUGGUCAUAGUAAUUUUAUUGAUCGUACCAUUGAAUCAUUACCACCGAGGCCAGCAUCAUCGGCACAUGUUAUGAUACCAACAAAUCGUAAUCAUCAUCAUCAUCAUCAUCAUAAUCCACCACCUUAUUCACGAAUUGCUAUAUCACCACCGCCUGCUUAUAAAAUACAUGCCCAACAUUAUCAAUUUGAAAUGAAUAAUGAUGAUCUAGAUUCGAAUCAAUUAUAUUCAAAUUAUUAUCAUCAUCAUCAUCAUAAUGAAGAAGAACCACCGUUAGAACCAAAUACAUUAGCAUAUUAUCAAAGGAAAUAUUACCCACCACCAUUACCAUUACAACAGUCUCAAGUUCAUCAUCAUCAUCAUGAAUUAUAUUCAACAUUCCGAAUUCAUCAACAAUCAUCAUCAUCAUCAUCAUUUACUACAAAUUUUAAUGAUAAACAUCAUUCUACAGCCAAUCAUUCAAUUCUAAUGCCUAAUGAUGUUCAUACAAGAAAUUCUCAAUUAAUUUAUGCUACAACUGGCCGUCAUUUUCAUCCAUCACAACAACAACAACAACAAUUUUCUCGUUCACCUCAUUUUCAUUAUCAUCAACAACAAAAUAUUCUGAGAAAUAAAUCCGCAUUUCAAUCGACAACAACAUCAUCGGAAUUGUCGCAAUAUUUGGACGAUGAACGAUUAUCACUUCAUUGUAAAUUACAGAAUAAAAAAAAGAAAAAGAAACAUUCAUUCAAAACACGAUCAUCAUCUUUGUCACAUAGAAUGGCUACAGCCGAUGAAGAAGAUGAAGAUGACGACGAUGAUGAUAACCACGAUGAUGAUGAUGGACAUCAUCAAUCAUCCAAAUUAAUGUUUGAUAAUGGCAAAGAUAAAUCAUCAUCACGAUCAUUAUUGAAUAGAACAAGACAUCGUAAUCGUAAAACGGAUGAACGAUCAUUGAAUCGAUCAUCGAAAUUAUAUCGAGAUAUUGAUUCCAAAUCAAAUAAAGAUGUUAAUAAAACUAGAAGUAGUGGAAAUCUAAAUUCGUUAGAUGAUACAAAAACAUUGACUGGCAAUAAUGAUAAUUAUGAAUCGGAAAUGGCAAUGGUUCAAACAAAUAAUGUCAAUGAUGAUAUAAAUGAUGAUGAUGAAGAUAAUGAUAAUGAUGAUGUUGUCAUCGAUGAUGAAGAUGGUCAUGAAUCAUGUGUGUCAUCCGAUACUAGUAGUGCUGAUGAAAAUUUAAAUGCAACUGCAGAUAAAUUUGCCGUUAUAUCUGGAUGGGCUUAUCAUCAGAAUCAGAAUCAGAAUAAUAAUAAUAACCGAUCACCAACUAAUAUUGCUUCUAUUCAUAAUCGAUCAAUGUUAGAUCAAUGGCCACCACCAUCAUCAACAUCAUCAUCGUCGAUUGUACAGCAUGUUCCUACUACUACUAUUACUAAUAAUAAUAAUAACAAUGAUGAAAAUUCAACAUCUAGUGAACGGUCAAAGGCUCCUGGUAAAAUUGAUAUAAAGAAAUACAAUAAUCUUUCUGAUGCAAUUGGCCGAUUAAAUUUACAUUCACCCUUGGGACCAACUACUAGAUCAAGUCAUUCAACAUUUGAUGACUAUCGAAACCAAUGGCUAUAUUUGAUGAUUCAAGAAUUUUGCUUAAUAAACGGGAACGAAUUUCCAUUAAACAUUCAUUGUCUACUAAAGAUAACGAUUCUGAAAGUGAUGUUAGUGAUUCAACAAAUAAUAAUAAAUAUAAAUAAUGAACAACAAACAACAGAAAUGAUCAAUCUAAAUGAACGACUUAAAUUUAAUAGCUUAAAACAGCCAAGUACAAUUGGCCCAUUAAGACAGAAUAGUUCCAAUAAUAAUAAUAAUAGUGGUAGUAGUAGUAAUAAAAAGACACAGAAUAAAAAAUCUCGUCGAAUUACACCGGUACCGGUUGCACCACCACGUCUACCAUCAAGUGCAAAUAGUUCAAAUGCUGUAACGCCCACCAGUUCUGGUGUUGGUAAAUCAUUCACAUCGUUUAGUUCGUAUGAUGAUAAUAAUUCAAUCAUCAAUGAUAAUAAAUCACUUAAUAUAACAACAACAACAACAACAACAACAAUGGUUAACAGCGGCAGCAUUAAUAAUAAUAAUAAUAAUCAGGAUAAUACAUUCAUCGAUACAACAAAUGGUAAUGAUGGCAAAAUCAGUAUGGAUUCUGGUGAAUUACGGCGAACACGUUGGCAUCAAUUUUCCAAAUUAUUUUCAUUACCCGCCGAUAAUGAAUCCGGAAUCAGUAUCGAUGAUAAUAGUAUUGAUGCUGGUUCAGAAGAAACCAGCAUUAGUCAUAGUAUCAAUCCUGCUGCUGCUGCAAUCGCUGCAUCAAAAACCAGUGGCCAAAAUAGUAAUAAUAAUAAUAAUAAUAAUAGCAAUGGUGAAAAGGCAAAAUUCCUUAAAAGUAAAUCGAUUGGAACAUUUCCAGAACUUGAUAAGAAAUCCAUAAGAAAAAAAGAAAAAAUGGAAAGGAAAAAAAUGAAAGAAGAGGAAAGAAAACAACGUAAAAGUAUUAAAGAGAAUAAUAAUAAUUCAAGCCGUAAUCGUAGCCGAUCAAAAGGAACACAUUCAUCAUUGGAAGAUUUUGCUCAACAAAAUGGCAAUCCAGUGCCAUUGUUCAUUGAAAAAUGUAUACAGUUCAUCGAACAAGAGGGUCUUGAUAUGGAAGGAAUCUAUCGUGUUCCAGGCAAUCGUGCUCAUGUUGAUACACUUUUAUUGAAAUUUGAUGAAAAUCCCGAUAUAAAUAUUGCUGAUCUAGACAUUCCAGUCAAUGCCGUUGCAACAGCAUUGAAAGAUUUUUUUCUCAAACGUUUACCACCGAUUUUUCCAUCCGAUUCUAUGGCUAAUAUUGCCAAUCUAGCUAAACAAUAUACUGAUAUUGGACAGCUAUCUGAAAUGCGUACAUUUCUACGUGAAUUACCAAAUUCAAAUUUUGAAAUUCUUAAACAUAUGAUCUCACAUUUUGUCAAAAUCACAGAAAAAAGUUCAGAAAACAGUAUGGAUAGUAAAAAUUUAGCCAUUUGUUGGUGGCCAACAUUAUUACAAUUUGAAUUUACCAACAUGGAUCUAUUUGAACAAAAACGGCCACAUUUAAUGAAUUUUGUUCAAAUCAUGAUUGAUUCAUAUACAGAUCUAUUUCCAUUCAAUGCCGAUAGUGAAGAUAAUCUAGCCACAUUAUCCUGUUCAGCGGAUGAAUUAUCUUCAUUAUGAUUAAAAAUUUGAUUUAUCCAAUUAUACCCUCGAAAAAUAUCGUGAUUUCAACCACCACCACC